AUGUCUAGUCCUAAACCCAGGUUCAAGACCGCGUGCCGUAUCUGCCGCGAACGCAAGGUCAAAUGCGACCGGGAGCUCCCUUGCCACAACUGCAUCAUCGCGGAUAAUGCCUGUUCUUACCCCCCACAAGUUCGAACCGUCCGGAGACCAAAGAAGGCGGCCAUGGCAAAACGAGCGUCUCCGGUCGGAAGCGCGUCCCUCGUCGACCGCCUGAACCGCCUGGAGUCGUAUUUGAGGAGACAUGCACCAAUGUUCGAGCUGACAGAUGGAGAUGACGACUUCGCAACCAGUGACAUCAAUAGCUGGAUCCGAAAGUCGAACUCGAGCGAUGAUGCCUCCCAAGGUCAGGACCACCUACUUGGCACCGGUAGCGACCACGCACAGGAAGCCCUGAGGCGUCCCAGCGGGAGCAUCCCAGACUCAGUCUCCUUAACGGCUUACGAUGAAGCAAUUAGAAGGCCUAGAUCACACAACGGCGACCUUGAGAAAUCCCCUCUCUGUAGCCAAUCUCCAGAGAUCGGCCUCGAGAUCGGUCUUUCUGCAACUUCGACUACUCCGAUAUCACCAGAGCCGGAUGCCCCCUCACCGUUGCAUGAAGCCCCCCCCAAACCGGCAUCGUCGCCCACUGGGUUCCCUCUCAGGCAGCACCAAGAUAUGGAAUUACCGCAACUCCUUCCAACAUCCUACCGCGCCUUUUGUUGGAAGAGGUACGCUGAGAGCGUCGAUCCCUUGGUCAAAAUCAUUCACAGACCAAGCACCAGAGAACUCAUGCUAGUACAAGUGCAGGAUGGUCAAAGACUACAUCCUGCCAGUAUGGCACUGAUUCAAUCAGCUUGCCUCAUCUCAAUCACCUCCAUGUCCGAGGAAGACGUUAUAGCAAACCUUCGAUGCGAUAAGGAGACUCUGAGACGGACCUGCUCGGCACGCACUGAACAAGCCCUCACGGCCGCAAAUUUUCUUGACACGCGCGAUCUCAGAACGAUGCAGGCAUUCUUGCUCUACUUGUACUACCUCAAAUGCAUGGGUGACUCGAGACUCCGUGCUUUACAUGGAGUAGCCGUCCAUCUGUCCCUUCGCAUGGGACUAAACCGAGACCCUCACUCCUACAAUCUCGCUUCACUCGAUGUUGAACUGAGGAGGCGGUUAUGGUGGCAGUUGAUUACCCUCGUUGAUCAUCCUGAUAACUCCGGCCUCGACUCCUUCCAUCGCCCCCUUACUCUUGAAUCUGAUACAAGAAUACCCCUCAACGUAGACGACGACGACCUGACAGACGGUGUCGUGUAUGCGGUCAGCGGUAGUUCUGGAUUCACAGACACAAGCUUCUCAUUGAUUCAAUAUGAGAUCACCCAAUCGUUUAACCAAACCCUGCUCGAACGAGGCACCAUGACAACAACUCUCACACGAACGGUCAACACAGCUGAGGAGCGACUCCGUCAUUUUGGGCAGAACCUGAAUACCAAGUACUUUCUCCAUUCAGGGUCGCAAGAAGCUUUUCGACAAUUCGCAGUCAAGACGUCCGCACUCAUCUUAACUAAGAGAUGCUUCUUGUCCUACUUGUUUCCAGGAAACACGUCGCAAAGUAUCGUCUUUGGUGAUGAAAAAACGGAAAGUCACGUCUUCCGACUCGGAGUAGAAGUGCUGGACCUUUCAAGAAAGAUCCAGCGGACGAAAGCUUUUGAGAAAUGGCGUUGGCUUCACGGCACCUAUUUUCAAUGGGCCGCCGCCAACUUUGUCGUCAAGCAGCUUCCCUUUCGGGCACAGGACUCGACGAGCAACAAGGCAUGGCUAGUUCUUGAUGGUAUUUUUGACCAUUGGCCUGAGUCUAUUCAGCGUAGCGAGCGCGCAAUCGUGUUAAAGAAGCUAAUCGCUGAAGCUUGCAACCGCCGAGGCAGCUUGACUACGUACGAGACAUCAUCUUCCCAGGAUUUGCAUGCCAAUUUCCUGCAAUUCGAUGAGGAUCUUCUACAGAGGCGAAAGAGGGGCAACGAUGAAUCUUUUGACAAUUUAAUUCCUGAGUUGGAGUUCCCAAUGCUUCCGUCUGCUUCUCUGAGCGCAAUUCUCACCGACAACUCUUUCCACCCCGCAGAUCUUACCGGGGAUAUGUUGGGCUGGGAUUUCUCGAAUAUGCUGUAG
Messenger RNA from Fusarium vanettenii 77-13-4, 2133 nucleotides. RefSeq lists its product as uncharacterized. The coding region runs from base 1 to 2133 and encodes 710 amino acids. The transcript has a single exon. The record is from RefSeq and is a predicted model, not a curated record. Gene Ontology annotation, biological process: regulation of DNA-templated transcription; DNA-templated transcription. Gene Ontology annotation, molecular function: zinc ion binding; DNA-binding transcription factor activity, RNA polymerase II-specific; DNA binding. NCBI's taxonomy places the organism in Eukaryota, Fungi, Ascomycota, Sordariomycetes, Hypocreales, Nectriaceae.